Messenger RNA from Vespa crabro (European hornet), 5650 nucleotides. It is a transcript of the gene PAN2, whose product is annotated as PAN2-PAN3 deadenylation complex catalytic subunit PAN2. Gene Ontology annotation, molecular function: protein binding; poly(A)-specific ribonuclease activity; nucleic acid binding. The coding region runs from base 461 to 4441 and encodes 1326 amino acids. Gene Ontology annotation, cellular component: PAN complex; P-body. The record is from RefSeq and is a predicted model, not a curated record. NCBI's taxonomy places the organism in Eukaryota, Metazoa, Arthropoda, Insecta, Hymenoptera, Vespidae. The transcript has 20 exons. Gene Ontology annotation, biological process: mRNA processing; nuclear-transcribed mRNA poly(A) tail shortening.
GUUGAGUCCGUCGUCGUCGUUGUCGUUGCCGUCGUCAGACGAAGAGAAGAAACGUAGAAAAGCGGAAUCAUGAAUUAAAGGUAUCGCGGCAAAAGAUUAUCGUUCGGAUUAUCGUGCAUCGUGGUAAAUAAGAGGGGAAAAAAAAAGAAGGGUAGAAUGCGAAGAACGUUUAAGACAAGACUUCGUGUUCCUCGAUUAUAAAAUCAAAAAAUAAGAUUUUUUAUUAGUGAGGUAAAAAGUUUCGCUUGUUGCACGCAGUUGCUUAGGCGAUUAAAGGAAGGGUACCAUUUACAUGCGUACGUGCGUGCUAUAAAAAGUGUGCUAUGAGAGUGGACCGACGUCGAUCGUCGAGACGUAGAUUUUCCAGUCUCUUCGAUGAUGAUUCAAUGUUCCUAAAUCGAUCGACCUGAAGAGAAAAAAGAAAGAAAAAGAGGUGGAGUAAGGGGGGGAGAGAGAGAUCAUGGACUAUCCGGUUUUAAGUCACUACGACCCGUCCGUAACGGAUGAGACAGCCGGUAGUGGCGGAGACGAGCAAGAACUACUUUGGGGAGAUUCUAAUUAUGUUUUACCUGGCGAUGAGUAUGUACCUGCUUCGGAACAAUUUGGAGAUGAGUUUAUAGGAGCUGAAUUUCAUGAAACUCGAACAUUGCUCGCAGAUGGUGGAGAUAGGUUUGGUGUUUCUACUGCCACUUUCGAUACCAUCGAAGAACUUAUGUGGAUGGGAAAUCAAGGGGGUCACGUAACAUCUUAUUAUGGAUCUGGUGUACAAAAAUAUACAUCCUUUCAAGUACAUGCAACACAGGAGGUACGCCAAAUCCAUCCUUUAGAUGAGGGCAUUCUGGUGCUUACUCAAAGCAUAUUGCGAUAUCAAUUAAGACGUGGCAUACCAAUAUUUACACAUACAUCAUCAAACAUGGUAGAUAUGCAAUGUAUGCUUCAAAUUUCUCCAACUAGAAUGUUAAUGGGAGGACAUCAAGAAAAAUUAAUUGAUUUUAAUCUUACUAGAGGGAAGGAAACUGGAUUAGUUCACGUCGGAGAAAACGGUUGUGCAAUAUUAAGGCAGCAUAAUAGACUUAUAUGUGCUGGUAAUCCAGCAGGAAGAAUUGAUCUCAGGGAUCCAAAUACAUUGUCUAUAGAACAUACUUUUGAUACUCAUAGUGGUUCCCUUAGCGAUUUUGAUGUUCAGGGAAAUUAUCUUGUUACAUGUGGUUUCAGUAAUAGUCGUCAAGGUCUAACGGUAGAUCGAUUUUUGAUGGCGUAUGACUUAAGACAAAUGCGAGCUUUAAGUCCUGUUACAACGCUGGUAUAUCCCCUUCUAUUAAAAUUUCUCCCAAGCUAUUCCAGCCGACUUGCCGUUGUUUCUCCUUUAGGACAAAUGCAAUUGCUUGAUACAAUCUAUGCCAAUGUACAACCACCUUUGACAUGUUUAUAUCAGGUUGCUACUAAUGGAGCGAUGAUACUAUCAUUUGACGUAUCAUCUACAUCUCAAUGUCUUUGUUUUGGAGAUUCAGCAGGAUCUAUACAUUUAAUGUCCACAAAUACUUCUGAACCUCAGUUUAAUACAUUUUCUAGACCUACAGAAUUUGCUGAUCCUGUUGAGUCUCUUCAACCUAUUGCAUUUGAUGAUGAUCUUACACCAUUCAGUACAAUACCUGUGAUGUAUACUGAACAUCCAUUAUUAAGUGAUUGGCCAGAAGAAUUGUUAAAGAAGAUUUACAGGAAAACUCCUUCAAUUGAUCCUGAAAUUCUACGCACAAUCAAGAUGCAAGGAACAAUAGGUUAUGCGCCAAAUCCUCAGGCUUUUCGACGCAAUCAAAUACCUUACAAUUUGGAAAAACGACGUGGUGUAGUCACGAAACUUUUCGCGGCAGAUUCACGAGCUAAAACAGACGACGGAACUUUUGUGGCAAUACCAAAGCGUUACCGUAAAAUUGAGGUGAAAUAUUCACGAAUCGGUUAUGAUGAAUUUGAUUUUGAUCAGUACAAUCGGACAAAUUUUUGUGGUCUUGAAGCUACACUUCCAAAUAGUUAUUGUAAUGCGAUGUUACAGUUACUUUAUUAUUGUGAACCUGUAAGAACUGCAUUACUUUCACAUUCAUGCCAAAGAGAAUUUUGCUUGUCAUGCGAACUGGGAUUCUUGUUUCACAUGUUGGAUACAUCUCGUGGACUACCUUGUCAAGCAGCCAACUUCCUCAGGGCUUUUAGAACUGUCCCAGAGGCAGCAGCUUUAGGCCUUAUUUUAAGUGACUUACAUCCAGAGGCCAAAAGGAAAACAAGUUUAGUCAGAUUAAUACAGAGUUGGAAUCGAUUCAUUCUUCAUCAAAUACACUACGAAAUUCUAGAAACUAGAAAACGCCAGCAAGAAGAAGAAGAAGCUGCACGUUUGAAGUCGGGACCUAAAUGUGCACCGUUUGUCUAUAAUGAGCAAGACUUUCCUAGCAUUUUACAGGAUCUUGGUUCCCGGUAUAAAAGUCAUGAUAAAGAAAGGAAGAAAAGGAGAAAGCAAGAGGAGGAUGGUAAAUAUAUGUGGAUAACAUCGAAAGUUGAUCAGAGUAAUAAAAAAUCUCCUGAGGAAAAUGAAGUACGAGAGGAGGAAACGGAAAUCAGUCGACUAUUUGGUUCUGAACAAAUGCAUAUACAUCGUUGUCUGAAAUGUGGACAAGAAGCUACUAAACAUUCUAUCAUGUUAUUAUGUAAUUUAGUAUACCCUGAGAUAGUUAAUCCAUCAGAAGAGGUUCCAUUUACAAAUAUACUUGGACGAAGUUUAAGACCAGAAAAAAUUACACCUGCAUGGUGCGACGAAUGUCAGAAAUUCACGCCUACUCUACAAUCACGACAAUUGACCAAGCUACCUCAAAUAUUAGCCUUAAAUUGUGGCUUAGAUACACAACAGGAUAAAGCUUUUUGGCAAAAUCAAAUGGACAUCGUUGUCCGCAAGGUUUUGAGCGGUAAAGAAGCUAGCCCUUCAUCCAGUCCUGUUCCAAUUACUGUGAAACCAUGCAGAUACGGUAGUAAUUGUACCAGACUUGGUUGUAGAUUUAGACAUAUUGGCCGAGAUUCAGAAACGUCGACAUUAUCACCUGUUACACCUCCCAUAGCUACAACUAAUUCGUCUAUUUCAACGCCUCCGAGUCAUUUGUACUAUUCUCAUUCAUGGAUUCCUCAUAAUAUAGAAAUUUCUAUAAGUGAAAGCGGCGAAAUGUCGGUUGAAAAAAUUACUUGUCCAAAGAUCGACGAUACUACUGCACCUAAUUUAUUAGAAAAUGGACAAGGUAAUAACAAUACACAAAGGACAUCAAGUACUAUAGAAAUAAUUCAAAAUAAAAAUGAAAGUGGAAGUGCAGAGAUAGAAAACAAAGGGACAGUAAAUAUUGAAGAACAAAUAUCUAGUUCGACGAGUAAAGUUCAAUAUAGCCUUAGUGCGGUUGUGUGUUAUGUGGAUGAUAAAAAUAAUGAAGAAAGAAGAAACCUUGUCGCCUUAUUACGUGUUGGUCCGAGUUACCAUAAACGAUCAACAGGAAGUGCGGUUUCUCAAUGGUAUAUCUUUAACGACUUUUGUAUAUCUCCAGUUACACCACAGGAGGCAGUUUGGUUUAAUCUUGAUUGGAAAGUUCCAUGUGUUCUUCAUUAUACAGUAAUUCCAGCUCCUGAACCAUCGACAUUCGUAAGUCCACUUACAUAUGAUGUCUUCGGGGAAGACAAAUGCAUUGCACGUAGUGGAGGAACAACUGGUAUCACGUUUACACCUCUUUCAUCGGAUGAAAUGCCCAAGAAAGGAGAAUUAGUUGGAAUCGACGCUGAAUUUGUUACUUUGAAUCAAGAGGAAUCAGAACUUCGAAGCGAUGGAAAAAUGUCUACGAUUAAACCGAGUCAUAUGUCUGUUGCGAGGAUUACUUGUAUACGAGGACAAGGUCCACUCGAAGGUACACCGUUUAUAGAUGAUUACAUUAGCACACAAGAACAAGUGGUUGAUUAUCUUACGAAAUUCAGUGGAAUCCAACCUGGAGAUUUAGAUGCCAAUUUCAGUAGUAAACAUCUUACAACGCUCAAAUCGACAUAUCAAAAAUUAAGAUUUUUAGUGGAUAAUGGUAUUAUAUUUGUUGGUCAUGGAUUAAAGAAUGAUUUUAGGGUAAUUAAUUUGGUCGUGCCUCCAGAGCAAAUAGUAGAUACAGUAUGGCUGUUUCAUCUACCUCAUCAUCGUAUGGUAUCGUUACGCUUUCUAACGUGGCAUUUCUUAGGUAAAACCAUACAAUCUGAAACUCAUGAUUCUACGGAAGAUGCUCGAUCAGCUCUGGAGUUAUAUCGUAAGUACAAAGAACUGGAAAGUUCAGGCAAAUUAGCAGAGAACCUCAAAGAACUUUAUACCGUUGGGACCCAAUUACAAUGGAAAGUUAGUAUCUUAUUUGUAAUAAUAUUUACAAUUUAUUACCUUCACAAUUAAACCAAACCUUCUUCAUCAUUCUAGGUACCGGAUAGCUGAUAUGAGGUUAGUGAGUGUAAUUAUGAAACUGAGAACAUUGAAUCAGAAAAUGAUAAUGAGGUCCAAGUGAUAAAUGCAUUUGAGUGUAUAAUAGGCCAAGUAAAUAGUUCAAAAAUUAAUUCGCCUGACAAAGUUUAAAUUUAAAUGAUAACCCAAUUUUGUCAUUCUUCUUUUUAUCUUUUUUUUUUUUUUGCUUUGGUUUCUUUCCUUUCUUUUCACAUCUAAAUCGAUUAUCCAUCUGUCAUCGAUAUAAAAAAUUAACUUUACAGAAACGAAUAUGCGAGCGAAUAUGAACAAUUUUUUAAAGAUGAUAAAAUUAAAAUUACGGGUAUAUAAAGUUGAUAUUCGUUUAAAAAAAAAAAAAAUAGGUGCAAGAAAAAAGGUCUUUGUUUAAUUUUAUUAAACAAAGAUUAAGAUUGAAAAAAUCUUUGUUUAAUUUGCACCAAUAAAAGGAAUUUGUCAUUUAUCAUGAUUCGUUAUCAAUAAGGUUACGAAUUCUUGUUACAUCGAAAUUGAUUAUAAAAGAUCAUUUUAUAAAUCCUUUAAAUAAUUAAAAAUUAUGAAAUUUCCUGUUGAUUAGAAUUCAAAAAGACUGUGUCUAAAUUGUUAAUAAUCAAUAGUUAAUUGUAUAUAAUGUUCCAUACCAUAUUAGCAUAUCGAAGAUCAGAAAUUUGUUCACGUUAAUUCAUAUGUUCGACGUUUCUUUUAAAUUGUCAUUGUACUAAUGUCGACAAUAUCGUUAUCCCUGUUGAUUCGAAACGAACUUUUAAUGUGUAUACAGAAAUAGUAAAUCAGUAUCAGAUAAUACUAUAUCUGUGACAGAAUAAUAUUUACACGAUCGUAAUUAUUUCCUUUCAAAUGUACCGAAAAUGUACAUAAUACUUUUGUAUCAUCUUAGGGUACAAUGAUUAAUGUAUUUUUUUAUAAUCUUUACUUCUUCCGAUGAAUUUUAGUUCUCGUAACGAUCUUGGCGUCUUUAUUUAUUCCAGGCGAUCGAAACAUCGUCGGCUAAUGACUCUAUCUUUUUAUAUGAAACUUUCGAAACACAAACACAUUCAGGAGAUAGUGAUAUAUUUUACAAAAAUAAAAACAAUUGUACUCAUUAUAGAUUAUUUUUGUAUACAUUUUAUCAAUGGAAAAUAUUGAAAAUAAAGUCAAAAUCUAUUGCAA